GUUAUGAUGGUUACUUCACGGUGCUGGCAUUCCCCUGCAACCAGUUUGGUGACCAGGAACCUGACAAAGCUGCUGAUGUGGCAGAGGCCAUGAGCAAGGAGUAUGGAGUCGAGUUUCCCAUACUCGAUAAAAUUAAUGUCUUUGGGGAGAAUUCCAGCCCAGCCUUCCGCAACCUAGUUGAACAAUCAUCAGUGGAGCCCGAGUGGAAUUUCUACAAGUAUUUGGUAAGCCACGAUGGCGUCGUCCUCAAAGCCUGGGGCACCCGCACCGAGAUGGAGGAAAUUUUCUCUGAAAUACAAGAGGCCGUCGAUGCCGCUAAACUGGCGGCCAAAGAGUCCGGGAACGAGCCACUUAAAAAGGAUCCUUACGAUCAGAAAGAAGAGAAACAAGAGCUUUAGGAAACGUAGCCAUCUUGCACCCCGCCAUACUUUGAUGAAUGUAUGCACGCUCCUCAUAUCUUGAUUUGAUAUUAUGGUUGAGUUGAACAGGGCAAUUCUUGCACGCCAUAAAUCGCUCAAUCGUCAUGGGUGAGGAUAGAGAAUCUUUGAUCGAUUUCUCAAUUUAAUUCAAAUAUUUUCUUUCCUGGAACAUGAUGUUAUAUGUGAACGAGUUGUCUGGAAUCAUCAUAAUAAUUUCUUUAUCAACCUCUUUGGUUUUAUCAGUGCCUAGAGAAAGACCAGUUUGAUGUUCACCUAUCAACAUUAUCCUUGAGUCGAUCACACUCGAUUGCUUUGCGCAAGAGUGGUGGGAAUUGAUCUUUUUCCAUAAUGCUUGCUCGCGGGUUAGUUUUAAGAUGGUUGAGAAUCUCAUUGUACUUACUAUUUAAAGACUGCUCUUACUAUCACAUUUAAUUAUUGUUACUCGAUUUACGACUCCAUAUAAUGACGGACGUAUCCUCCUGCGCGACGCUUGGCUGCUUUCAACGUUCAAGACAUGCCCUGUAAUUAGAAUAAUUAUAUGAUCAGAUGGCUUCAAUUACGGCAGCUGUGUCUAGAAGCGAUAUACAUAGGAUGUUUUAGAAUAGAACUUUUUCAGUUAUGCUUAGUGGGCUAUAGAUCUGAAACUACAAGGGCUUGGUCCUUGUUAGGCUAAUAUGAUUUCCUACUCGUUCUUUAAUCCCGGUUUUGGGUAACCUUUUUAUUAUACUUGGCAACAUUCCUCACUAAUUUUCAAGCCAUUGAACACCAGAUAUUCCAGUCUUGUGCAUUCCUCCUUCGUCAUUCGCGUCUCAUCGCGAUUAAAUAGUUAACCCGUUACGACCUUGAUUUUGUGAUUGGAUAUAGUGAAGCAAGAUAGGAGUUAGUUAGUUCGUAAACCUUCGUGGUCAUCGAGUAUGACUUGCCUUGUUGAAUGUUGCCUCUCUGUACCUGUUCGCUCAAUUCCAAGCGGGCCUGAAUUUUCGGUGCUUUUGUGGUAAUCCAAGCUAGAGGUAAUGGCGGUGUCUGCAAUGUCUGAUUACUACUUAAAUUCUCUUGUUCGUAUUCUAUUUCUCUUCUUUGAAAGAUCAGCAUAAUCCGUGUUCCUUAUUGAAAUAUUAUGAAUUUUUGUUGAUUUUCUGCUUAAAUGAUUGAUUCUGUGAAAUCAAAACAAGAAAAGAGCAACACGUAGAAAUUGACUAGUGUUGAAGUUUCAAUUUUUUUUUCAGUUUAAAUAUAAAUCUUUUCGUGACCGAGUCAAAGUAGUUCGGGGCUCUUGUUAUCGUGGCAUGUUUCAUAAUUUAGUUCUUUUAUGGUUGUUAUGGAUAGUUAAUUAUGAUAAUUAUGGGAGGUAGCUGCAGCAAUAAUUAGUUUGUCAUAUAAGUUGUCUCAAAUCAAUGUCUUCCUCUCAAAUAAUUUUAGGGAAUAUUUUUUUACUGGUAAUUACUUUAGCAUCUUACUCGUUAGAAUAGCACUUUUUACGUUGCUUUGUUGGCAGCUCUUCAUAUGAAUAAAUUUCGGAGAGUUAA
Molecule: messenger RNA, 1945 nt
Organism: Hyalella azteca
Lineage: Eukaryota; Metazoa; Arthropoda; Malacostraca; Amphipoda; Hyalellidae
Product: glutathione peroxidase 7
Biological process (GO): response to oxidative stress
Molecular function (GO): glutathione peroxidase activity
Source: RefSeq, a predicted model, not a curated record